AUGCUCAACAAGGAAAAGGACACGAGCGAGUCCGUGAUGGCCACAGACAAGGAAAAGGACGCGAGUGAGUCAGCGCGGUGUGGCCGCAGGCUGCCGCUCUGGCUGGGACUCCUGCUGCUCCUGGUGGCGGCGGGGCUGCUCGCGCCCCUGAUCUACUUCGCUGUCAGGGCCAACAGCGAGGCCUGCCUGGAUGGCCUCCGAGCACAGACGGAGUGUCAGGGGCUCAGCCGACACCUGCAGCGCCAGCUACACCAGGCCCAGGAAGUCUUACACGAGAAGGAAGCCGAAGCUGCCACCUGCGAACAGACUGUGGUGACGCUGCGGGACUCUCUGAAGAAGGAGCAGGCACGAGUGGAGGAGCUUCAGGGAGAGCUGGCGACCUUGAACCAACAGCUGCAAGACGCUUGGGAGAGACUAAGAAGACAGAGUGAGACCUCCAGAAACAACGCGUCCAGCUGCUCGGGCUUCCUAUUCGUUGUGCUCGCGGUCUUGGUCCUCAACGCUCUGCUGACAUGA
Molecule: messenger RNA, 516 nt
Organism: Rangifer tarandus platyrhynchus (Svalbard reindeer)
Lineage: Eukaryota; Metazoa; Chordata; Mammalia; Artiodactyla; Cervidae
Source: the annotation of a GenBank genome assembly